AAACCGACUGCCCGACAGGAGACGGUGCAGGCUAUGUGGAUGUUUUAAAUUAAUCUUAUCAGAUGAAAGAAAUUUCCUUACAUGUCAUUAUAUAAAUUUCGGAAGAGGGGACAUGGCUUUACAAAAGCAUGUUUGAUUUUUGAAGAAGAAUGUCAUUAAAUACAACUAAACAUGGCCAUUUCUCAGAAGGAUAUAUCCCAGACUGCAACAGGAAUGUUGCCAUGGAUACUUUGGUGUAUUCUUGGAAAUAUAGACAAUGUUUUCGCUUCCUAUGGAGACAGAUCCUAUAUUUAUCAAAAGUGUCUACAAAAUUGUCAGAUUGAAAAUUGUACAGGAUCAGCAUCUAUUGCUCGCUUCAAAGAAAAUCAGCCUUGGUUUGAAGAAAAAUUAUACUGGAGCUGUGAAGAUGACUGUCAAUAUCACUGCAUGUGGAAAACUGUAGAGGCAUUCCGAAAAGAUAACAUAGCAGUUCCACAGUUCUAUGGAAAGUGGCCAUUUAUACGAGUUUUUGGAAUACAAGAGCCAGCCUCCGUCGUCUUUUCUAUUCUGAAUGGCCUGUGUCAUUUCCGCAUACUUACCUACAGGAAGGUGGUGCCUAGCACCACAGCUCUGUAUUAUGUCUGGCAUAUAGUGGCAUUGAUAGGUCUUCAUGCGUGGAUGUGGUCAACUAUUUUCCACACUAGAGAUUUUCCACUCACAGAGAAAAUGGACUACUUCUGUGCUUUCUCAUUAGUUCUAGCCAACUUAGGAUCUUUAUUUUGCAGGAUUCUAGGAACAGAAAAGCGACGUAGAAUCACCAUUGUUUUAUUAAUGCUUGUCAUAGUCUAUGUACAACAUAUUUACUACCUGGCUUUUAUCAAGUUUGAUUAUGGUUACAACAUGAAAGUUAAUAUAGCCUGUGGAUGUGUGAACUUGUUAGGAUGGUUGUAUUGGUGUAGAAGACACUGGAGUGAGCUUCCUCACACAAGGAAGUGUUUAAUCGUGAUGGUCGGGAUGAACGUUCUCCUGAUGUUGGAGGUUCUAGAUUUCCCUCCCAUUUGGUGGAUGUUUGAUGCCCACAGUCUGUGGCAUGCUGGGACAGUUCCCCUGGGAAUUCUGUGGUACAGCUUUAUUAUUGACGAUGGAAAAUAUCUGGCUGAGAAACAGAAGAUGAAGAAAAUUCCUUGAAGACGUCCAAAAUGUGUUCAACAUAGUAACCUGCACUGUUACAUGGGAGUUGUGCAAGAAUAUUACACAGUGCUCAUAUUAACUUGUGAUACGUAAAGUAGUCCUUUAUUUGUUAUAUGUAGCCGUAUUUUUAUAUUUUUGGGUCACUCAGAUGACCUAAUGCUAUCUUUUCCAUAAUCAUACUAGUCUGCAUCUGUAUACUUUUGAACAUUUUUUCAGUAACAGUAAUCUUCUGUAACUAAAUAACUAAGAAGUAACAUUAAGAAUUUCAUGACCCCCCACCCCCACCCCCCACACCUCAAGAGGCCGGGGCUGGCCAAAAUUAUCAGAAUUAGUACAGUCUUCAAACAACCCUUUUAUUCUCGGUCAACUAUGUGUAGCAGACAAACUGCAGUCAUUGAUUGCAUAUGUAUAAUGAGUAAUUUACCCUAAAUUUGCAAAACUUUGGAUUUUUUUACAUCAAUGUUAAGGCCCCAGCUUAGUUGUUUAUACAUACAUGAACAUGAUAUCUUGGAGAAUUUUUUUCCCUUUUACUCCAAGCCAUUUAGGAGCCAGGCAAAAUGUUUUCAUGAAUAUAAGAAACACACUUUUCCACCAAAAUUGUGAAAUUCAUUUCCCCCGGGCCAAGAGUUCAGCCCUAAUGUGAUCUAGCUAAUUUGAUUGUACAGUGAAAAGAAUACAUUAUCUGCAAAAUUUUUCAAAAUUGUUGUUUUUCAAAUACAUGUAUUUAUUUAACAGUGCACAAACCUCUGAUACAAAAGUCUCAAAUAUAUAAAUUGAUAGAGCUGUUUGCUAAAGUUUAUUGGAUUCCUGCUGCUGAAAAUGACUAUGAAAGUGUUAUUAAUUAACUUGCCUGCAGGCAGAAGAUUCAGAGCCUAAUCUUUAUCUUUAAUUAUAAAUGAUCGUGCAUUUUAGACUAAGUUUAUCAAAUAAUGUAUGAUAUCUUUGAAUGGUUUUACAAGUUAUAUGUCUUCUUCAAUAAAAAUAAAUUAAUAUAAAUUAAUAUCUGUCACAUAAGAACUUACACCCCUGUCCUAAGGUCAUGUUUUGUGAAAAUGCUGAUACUCAGGGUGACCUUGAAGUCACAUUGCCUGUUGUUGUAUAAUUUUACAACCCUCUCAUUAUACAUGUCAUAUUACCUACACAGUUGCAGGGAAUGAAAUGCAAAAUAAUUAAAUUGCCCUCCCUCCCUCCAUCAAUAAAAGUACAUUAUCUGUCAAACUUGCCUUAUUGUAACAAACAUAACCCCCGCCCCCACCCACACACACCUUUCCCUAAAUGGUAAAAGUGUUCAUAGGUUAGAAGUGUAAAUGAGUAUGCCCAUUAUGUCCAGUCUUUAAUAUUGCAAUGCAAAAAUAUACUUGACCCAAAUAUUGCUCUUCCUUGAAGGAUAUAACUCAAGCCUCCGAUGGACAAGUCAAUAUAAAUCUGAAAGCAUACUAAGUAUCUUUGUCUUUUACAUAAUAUGACUUGAAACAAAUAUGUUAUCAUAAUCAUAAGGUUUAGAUCUACAGUGUAACUUUUAACUGAAUUUAGAUUUGGUAAUAUAUAGUUGUUUAUAUAUAUGCCAGAAGGAGAAAAUAUAUUUGUACUUAUUGUUUCAAUUACCGUUAGAGCCUAGCUUUUACUUGUUUUGUAUUAUUUUAAAUUUAAAUGCCAUUGAUUCAUUCAUUAAUCCUUAUAACACAUGGCAAUUCUUUCAGAAAACAUACACGUGUGCAUGAUUCUAUGGACCAAAAAUCCUAAAUACGUUAAGUAUAUACAUGUAUUUAUGAAUUAUUUUUACUGAAUGUGUUCAUAUUAAGUACAAUUGUUGAAGAUUAUCGUAGACAGCAUGGAUUACAUUCAGUUGAUAAAUACAUAAUUGUAUCAAUGAUUAUUUUGAAUGAUCAACGUUCAGAUCUAUUUCUUUGUUCUAAAUCCAUGACUCCAUGAAUUUGUUGAUUUUGAUUAUUUUUGAACCUUUGUAUCUACAUGUAUUAAAAUAAAUUUUCAGUGAAUAUUGUAUCCCAGUCUAUAUUGUAUUCCAUUGUCUGUUCCUUAUCAGUGUAGCUUUUCUUCUAAUAAUAACAUUACUGCCAUUAAUAUUCAUUUAAUUUUAAGAUACAUGUAUGUGAUGCUGAUAUUAAAUAAAUUCAAUUGUCCAUUU
Molecule: messenger RNA, 3316 nt
Organism: Saccostrea echinata
Lineage: Eukaryota; Metazoa; Mollusca; Bivalvia; Ostreida; Ostreidae
Product: post-GPI attachment to proteins factor 3-like
Exons: 8
Coding region: 172-1167 (331 amino acids)
Biological process (GO): GPI anchor biosynthetic process
Cellular component (GO): endoplasmic reticulum membrane
Molecular function (GO): hydrolase activity, acting on ester bonds
Source: RefSeq, a predicted model, not a curated record